CAUGUCGCGUCCGCCUAUCUACCCUUUCAUCCUCCUUUUUUGCUUCUUCCUCCUUCCCUCUGGAAUCCAAUCCAAUGACCUUCAAAUUCUCAUGAAACUAAAAUCCGCCCUUCAAACAUCAAACACCAAUGUCUUCAGUUCUUGGGAAUCCAGAAAUUCCAUAUGCAACUUCACUGGAAUCUCCUGCAACUCCGACGAUUCCAUUACAGAAAUCGAACUUUCAUACCAAAAUUUAACCGGGGUUCUUCCUCUUGAUUCCAUAUGCCAGCUCCAAUCACUAGAAAAGCUCUCAUUCGGGUUCAACUACUUACACGGUCCAAUUAUGGACGACUUGAAAAAUUGUGUCAAAUUGCAAUACUUGGAUUUGAGCAACAAUUUGUUCACAGGAUGGUCGGUUCCAGAAAUAUCCUCUCUAAGCCAAUUACGGUAUCUACAUCUGAAAUUAUGCGGAUUUUCCGGGGCUUUCCCGUGGAAAUCAGUCCAAAACAUGACCGGUCUUGUUUCACUGAGCCUCGGAGACAAUCCUUUUAAUCCUUCUCCAUUUUCAAACGAGGUGUUGCUGCUUACUAACUUGACUUGGCUUUACCUAUCAAACUGCAGCAUCCAAGGUACAAUUCCUGCAGAGAUUGGAAACCUUAAAGAGCUAACCAACUUGGAUCUUGCCUACAAUAACAUGACGGGGAAAAUCCCAGUUGAGAUUGGGAACCUAGUCAACCUAUGGCAGCUUGAGCUCUACAACAAUUCAUUCACAGGAAAACUUCCUAUCGGUCUAAGAAACCUCACAAAGCUUGAAAUGUUUGAUUUUUCGAAUAACUAUCUUGAAGGCGAUCUAUCCGAGUUGAGGUUCUUGACUAACCUGGUUUCUCUGCAACUAUAUCAAAACGAGCUAUCUGGCCAGGUACCAGCCGAGUUCGGCAACUUCACAAAGCUUGUGAACCUUUCCAUGUAUAGAAACAGCUUCACUGGUCCGCUGCCUCAUAACCUUCUCUCCUGGGCUAAAACUGGUUUCAUCGACGUCUCUGAGAAUUUCUUUACCGGUCCAGUUCCACCAGAUAUGUGCAAGCAAGGUACUUUGUGGUUGCUUGCAAUGUUGCAAAACAAUCUUACCGGUGAAAUUCCAGCAAGCUAUGCCAAUUGUUCCACUUUACGUUUUUUUGUAGUUAAUCAGAACUUGCUCUCAGGUAACAUUCCUAUUGGAAUCUGGGGAUUACCGAACGUAGUCCACAUUGAUAUCUCAUUCAAUGAUAUCGAUGGCCCAAUUACAUCCGAUAUCAAAAACGCCAAGUCUCUUGUAUACUUAGUUGCAGGACACAAUCGCUUAUCUGGGGAAUUACCCACAGCGAUUUCGGAAGUCACAUCUCUAAAGUCAAUUCAACUGAAUGACAAUAGACUGACUGGGGAGAUCCCAUAUAUGAUUUGCAAUGUAAGUUUUCUUGAAAUUUUGGAUAUCGCUAAUAACAUUUUGAAAGGCAAGAUUCCACAAUGUUUAGGUAACUUUAGUUAUUAUCUUAGGGUGAUGAAUUUGGGAAUGAAUAAUUUCGAGGGCACCAUACCUGAUACAUUUGCAAAGGGUAAUCAGUUGAGAACUAUUGUCUUCAAUGACAAUAAUUUAAGAGGGCUAUUACCAAAAUCUUUUAUCUACUGUUCAAAUCUGGAAGUUCUUGACCUCGGAAACAACAUGAUUAAUGAUUUAUUUCCUUAUUGGUUUGAAGCUCUUACCAAUCUGCAGGUUCUUGUCUUGAAAUCCAACAAAUUCCAUGGACCCAUAGGAAAUCAUAACACUAGGGGGGUGUUUUUCUUUAAGCUAAGAAUUCUUGACUUGUCUCACAAUGAAUUUACAGGUCUUUUACCAAGAAAUUAUUUUGAAAAUUUCAAUGCCAUGAUGAUUAAUGAUGAAGGCAGACAUGAACCGCAUUAUAUGGGUGAAAGUAGUCAAUAUCAAGAUACGAUGGUGGUGGUGGUGACAUAUCAAGAUUCGGUGGUGGUGACAAUGAAAGGGUUGGAAAUUAAACUACAAAGAAUCCUGACCAUCUUCACAACAAUUGAUUUAUCAAGCAACAAAUUCCAAGGAGUGAUUCCAGAAGUACUUGGAAGGCUUACAAUCCUUCGACUGCUCAACCUUUCCCAUAAUAGCCUAACUGGCCAUAUCCCAUCAUCGUUGGCAAAAUUGUCAGCACUUGAAUCCUUAGACCUUUCUUCAAAUAGCCUCACUGGAGAAAUUCCUUUGCAACUAACAGAUCUAACAUUUUUGGCCAUGUUAAAUCUUUCACAAAACCAGCUUAUUGGACCCAUACCUCGAGGCAAACAAUUUGCUACAUUUGAAAACAACUCCUAUGAUAGAAACCUAGGAUUGUGUGGAUUUCCAUUGUCAAGUAAAUGUGGCACUAAUGAGCUGACACAACCAGCACCACCAUCAGCAUUCCAAGAAGACAAUGAUUCAUUGUUUGCAAGUGGAUUUGGUUGGAAGGCUGUGUUAAUCGGCUAUGGAUGUGGCUUGUUGUUUGGAUUAGCUAUGGGAUAUGUUGUGUUUAAAAUAAGAAAACCUAAAUGGCUAGUAAGGUUCAUUGAAGGAAAACAAAAGGACAAGAAGAGAAGGCCUAAUAAUCAAAGACCUGGACAAAGAAGAAAUUAAUGCAUUAAAGGGGUGCUCUGUUUUACUAGCCUUUCUUUUGAUGGUAUUUUGUGUAUUUCUUUGUUUAUUUUGAGAUUGAAUGGCAUGUUUGGCUUAA
Messenger RNA from Quercus lobata, 2729 nucleotides. RefSeq names its product receptor-like protein kinase 7. Gene Ontology annotation, molecular function: protein binding. The record is from RefSeq and is a predicted model, not a curated record. Bases 2 to 2632 code for a protein of 876 amino acids. The transcript has a single exon. NCBI's taxonomy places the organism in Eukaryota, Viridiplantae, Streptophyta, Magnoliopsida, Fagales, Fagaceae.